AAUGUUAUCCGUAACUAAUUUACUUUGUUUUCUCUUGUUUGUCAAGUAUUUCAUUUUUUUUAUCUAUUAUUUCCUAGGAUGGAAUUUAUCGAUUACGCAUACAUUUGUACUACGCAUGAAAUGUAAUCGUUUCUUUUGAGAUACGAAUUAUAAAUAUAUAUCAGUUUUAUAAACAUUUAUCGAAUUUUCGAAUGUCUUCAUUGAAUAUUAGGAUUGUAAUUUUUGCGUUUGAUAUCAUUAAUCCUAUUAUAAAUAUAAAUUUUGAAAUAAAAUACACAUAUAUAAGUUGAUAAGAGAGUAAAUUUUACCAAACUUAUGAGAACUGUCAAUGUUACGUUUCUACAUGCGAUUUUAUAUUUUAACAAAAAUACAGAGGAAUUUACAGAGUAGGCAUAUUGAAAAAAAAAUAUGGAAAGUGGUUCAUUGACUAGGGUUCUACAUGAUUUUUUUACAACCAUCGAUGGAGAAUUAAGUCUCUACAAAGGGGAACAUUUUUUGAUAUAUAAGGUCAUCGAUAAGCAUUGGUGUUAUGGACAAUCGUGUAACAAAACAGGAAACUUUCCUUUAAAUUAUUUACAUAAAGUUGAGAUACCGCAAUUAUUAGAAACUCAAAGUUUAUUCGUAUCAAUAGCUGCUUUUGCUGGAGAACAAUCAGGAGAUUUGUCAUUUGGAGCAGGGGAACUUAUUGUUGGAGUACGUGAAGUUGGAUCAGGAUGGUAUUUCGGACAAAUAGAUUCCAGAGUUGGAAUAUUUCCUACUACGCACACAUGGCAGAUAGAUACAAAUUUGAUAAAGAAAACGGGUAGUAAAAAAUCUAUUCAAAGAAAAGGAAGAGUUAAAGCGACAUUAAAGGCACAACUACAAGAGGAAUUAGAUUUAAAUGAAGGCGAAAUAGUUACGAUCAUUGAAGUUUUGGAUGAUGGUUGGUGUCGUGGAAUUUCAGAGAAUGGUAGAAAUGGCAUCUUUCCUGAAGGCUUUAUUUCUUACAUAAGUGAUGACGAAGCCAGUGAUCAAAUGGAUGCAUGCUGCUCAAAAGAAGAUGUUUCACUACCAUUUGUAUCCAAUAUUAAUUCAGUGGAGAAUAAUGUUUCUAACAGGCAUUCGAUACAGUCGUAUAACGAAGAAGAUCCUGUACCAAGUUAUUACGAUUUAUUUCCACAAUUUUCUACAUUCAAAGAUAAAGUAUCAGAGGAUAACGAUCGCGAUGAUAAUGCUAAUUUGUUCGACGUUAAAUCAUACGCCAUAACGUUAUAUCCAUUUAAUGCUCAAUUUCCAAAUGAGUUAAAUUUUGGAGUAGGUGAAGUAGUGCAUCUUAUAAAACACAUUGACUCAGAAUGGAUGGAAGGUUCUAUUGAUGAUAAUAAAGGAAUAUUUCCAGUAUCUUAUGUUAACAUUGUAGUAGAUUGCCCAGAAAUGAAACUUACAGAAGUAGUACUUAGUAAAGAAGAUAAUAGCACAGAAUAUACUUUAUUAGAACCAGGUACAAUGGCCAAAGUGGAAUAUACAUUUAAAGCACAAAUGGAUGGGGAUAUAAGUGUUAAGGAAGGAGAUAUUGUAACAAUUAUCAGUAUGGCUAAUGAAGAUUGGAUUAAUGUUAAAAAUGUUAAUGGCGAAAUUGGUCUCUGUCCAAGAGGAUAUUUAAGUUCAAAUCCUAUAUCAGAACCUGACAUUGAUCCCACAUUGGAUUUGUUAGAAGAUUUUGUUAUACUAAGAGACGACAAGCCUAAUUCAUUAACGGAUAAAGAAUAUAAACCAAAAAGACUUUCAAAACCUCAUAGACCAGCACCACCAGUACCAGCUCCUGGUCGUAUGCCAUUGCAAAACAGUAAUAAAGAUGCAGCUAGUGAUAAUAGAUCUGAAACUGAAAAUUCAGUAGCCAUUUCCGAGAAAAGAGCAGAUCAAAGACAAAACGUUAUAACAGAAUUAGUUCUUACAGAGAAAGAGUAUGUUCGCGAUCUGAGAUUAACUUAUGAUACUUUUAAUCUAUCUAAUCCUCAUUUUCUUAAAUCAAAAGGUAUAGACGUUGAUGUUUUAUUUGGAAAUAUAUUAGAAAUUAUCCAAAUUGCUGAAGAAUUACUAUACGAAAUAUUAAGAGCUAUGAAAGGAUGCGAUGAACAAUUACAGCAAGUUGGUACGUGCUUUAUAAAUAUGGCUGAUAAAUUACGGGUCGUAUAUGUGAAGUAUUGUGGAAACCAUGAAGCAGCACUUGCUUUAUUAAAAAAGUAUGAAAAUAAUGAUGAAAUUAUGACUGUAUUUAACAAGGGUACUGAGACAUUACGUUAUCAAAUAGCUUGCUUCGACAUGAGUUCCAUUCUUAUAAAACCCGUGCAAAGAAUUUUGAAAUAUCCUCUUAUUUUGUUCGAAUUAAUAAAAUGUACUGAGGAUGACCAUCCAGAUAAAGAAUCUGUGAAAGAAGCAUGGAAGGUUAUGACCGACGUGGCUUGUUAUAUUAAUGAGUAUAAACGUCGAAAAGAUUUGGUGUCUAAGUAUUUAGAUAAUGAUAAUACAUUAAUUAGAAAAAUGGCUAAAUUAAAUAUGCAUUCUGUUGCAAAAAUGUCUAUGCGUUUAAGUACAAAACUAUCUGCUAGUUUAGGUUUGACAAAUAUCGCAGUGGAUCCAGUAUUUGAAGAACUCGAAAGACAAUUCAGAUCUAUAGAAAAAUGUAUAUGGCAAUUUGCCAAAGACGUUGAAAUGUGUAUUAUUUAUUUAAGUGAUGAAGCCAGUUCUGGUGAACUUAUGUCAGAUUAUUUAAAUCAAUAUUAUCAGGGAACACCAAAUCUUGAAAUUAAACGAAUUAGAGACACUCGUUCGUUAAUUUGCUCACAAUUUAUGCAAGAUUUAAAAUCAACAUUGGAAAUACGUGUUAAUGUGCCAUUGAAUUUAUUGACAACCUUCUUGGAAGGCCCUGCAGUAUUAAUUACAAAGAGGCAUGAUAAAUUACUAGAUUAUGAUGCUGCCAUAUCGAAAAGCGAAAAGUAUAAGGAGUCAAAAAUUGUACAGGACGAAUUAGUAACAGCAAGGAGUAAUUUCGAGGCCUUAAAUCAACAGUUAUUGGAGGAAUUACCGAUAUUAAUCGACGCGGCUGUAAACGUCUUAGUUAAAUGCAUCAACGCUUUUGCGAAUGCUCGAAAACUUUUAACCGGAAAAAUUACAAAAAGAUAUUUAACACUUUGCGAGACUACAACCCAAGUCUCGUUAAAAGAUAUUCUAGAAUCUUUCCUAGUAAAUCAUAAUUUACUUUGGAAUCAAAUUGCGCGUUUCUCGUUCGGCGGUACGAAUUCAAGAACAGAAGAGGAGAAAGGAGAAAUGUAUUCGCAAAGUGAAAAAGAACGGAUUUUUUUAAGAAAAAAAUAUCCGAGAGAUAAGUUAUACAUUGUAACGGAAAACGUAAUGAAAACUACAUCUCUCGAUUUGGGUGCUGCAAGAGGAUCUUUGGUAGCUGUUAUCAAAAAUCAAGAUCCUAUGGGUGACACUACGAGAUGGCUUAUCGAUAACGGCGCUGACAAGGGUUUUUUACCUGCUCAUAAACUCCAAUCUUUACAACUACAACAACCGACGAAACAAACUAGCCUUGAAUCUAAUACCUAUAGCAAUACCGAUUCUAUGCCAGAUUUAAUAUCGAUGGCCUCACCUGAAAAAGAAAUAAAAUCUUCUUCCGAAUCUAACUCGCAGUCGUUAUUAUAUCUGAAUAUCGAUGAAGAAUUAAAUACAAAUCAGAUUUAUAGUAACAUUGAAGAAAUUUCAAAAACGCAACAGUAUCAGAAUCUUACUUAUGAAUUUUAUUAUACUAUGUAUGAUUUCGCCGGCGGUAUACCUGGUACAUUGCCAGUGAAAAAAGGUAAAGCUCUUAGACUUGUUAGGCCUCAUGAUGAAAAAGGAAACGACGAAUGGUGGCUCGUUGAAGAUCGUCAUGGUCAGACCGGUUACGUUCCUAAAAAUUAUUUGACCCCGGCAGCACAGACGAAAACAUAAUUUGGACGAUACGGAGAAUUAAUUUAUUUCUUAAUCGUAUUAACUAAAUUUUUCGUGCCUUAAUUUAUACAAUUAUUUGCUUAUAUAUUUAUAGAAAUAUUUUUACAAGUAUUGCGAUUUAAAUCAAGUCAUUGAAAUAAUUACAGAACUUGUUCAUUUGAACAGUUAGAAAAGAAGUGAAAAAAAACUAAACAACAAAACUCAUUCAACUCAAAUUAGCGAUUCUCACGAUAUAUGCUUAUCUUCGUUAUCUAGUAUAAUAUAUCAAUCGAUGUAUUUAUUUAGAAAAACAAAAGAAAAAAAAGUGUAUUUUUUCGACGUUGAUAAAUGUAUUUUUCUGUGAUAUAUGGUAAUAUUGUAUAUCAUAUUAUUAUAUAUAGCACGUUAAUUCUCUUAAAAACCAAUUUUAAAAUCUCGUAAUGUAUUUUUCUUUUUGUUGUUUCUAUUUCAAUUUUAAAUCGUCUAUUUACUUUAUGUGUAUAUUUCGUUGUACAUUGAAAAUGUAAAAUUGUUUAUUAUAUAAGAAUAUAUAUAAAAGAGUUCUGUUAAAUGGGAUAUUUGUGCACAAUAUAUAAAAUAUUGUUUAAACAUCGUAGUUUCAUUUGAUCUUAUAAUAAUAUCUUUCAUUUUGCAUGUUAGUCGGAUAAAGUAGCGAUCUAAUAAUACGAUGAUUUUACAAAACUGUUAAAAAAAAUAGUUAUAUUAAAUAGAUUAUACAUUAUUUCUAAUGAUACUUUAAUAUUUUAUCUUACAGAAACUAAUUUUCAAAAUAUAGGUAUCGUUAAGUAUUAAAACAUAUGAGUUGAUUUGUGAAUAUUUGUUAAGACAGUCCAUUAAGAAUUAAUAUGAAAAAAAUGAUUGUUUUGAAAAAUGAAUUUCGGUUCAUAAAAGUUUGGUGCUACUUGGAAAUUGUAUCAGAUAUCACAUUAUAUUUUUAUAGUUUUAAUAUGUGAAUUAGAAAUAUUUUUGUUGGGGAUCCAAGAAAAUUAUUUUAUAAUAAAUUUAUAUUUACCUUUAGAGUUCAUUAGUUAAUAAGGAUCACUGGACGUAGUAUAGUUAGAAGAUAUACGAAGGUGGAUUAAAAUAUAUUGAAGCUUAACAAAAGAAAAAGUUUUAUUUUUGUUUUAUAUAAAAGUGAGUUCGACCAAAACAUAAUUGUUUCUAUGUUAGACUCAAAAUUUUUCAACCCACUCACGUAUGCGAAGAACAUUUAAUAAGAGUAAUAAUAUAAUAAGAUGAUUUUUUAAUAAAAACAUAUUAUAUUUUACUAUAUAUUAUCGUCAUGUAAUAUAAUACAUUUAUACUGUCACGAUUAUAACAGUCGGUACAAUGACGUUUCGUGUACCUACGGGUACCUAAUGCUUAUUAUCUAAAGACUACGAUAUAAAAUAAGGUAUAUAAAUACAUAUACGCAUGCAUACAUAUAAAUAUUAUAAAUACAUAUGCAUAUAUAUAUUUAUAUACAUACAUACAUAUAUACCGUUUUAAUAAACGAAACAGUCUUUUCGGAUAGAGCAAAUUUUAACUGCGAUGUAUUUCGUUAUUAAUUAAAUAACAAUUUGCGGUCAUCGUUAUUAAAGUAAGUACAGUUAUUAGUUUAGUAUAUAACGUGUCCUUUCGACAAAACUUAUACCUAAAUUUAUAAUACCUAUAUUCUAGGACGCAAAAAAUACUGAUCUAUGGAUAAACCAUGAACUCACACAUUGAAUGUCGCUACAUUUGUGAGUGUCGAAAUUGACGAUGAAAAU
This is a messenger RNA of Polistes canadensis, 5720 nucleotides long. Its product is annotated as dynamin-binding protein-like. Gene Ontology annotation, biological process: intracellular signal transduction. The coding region runs from base 409 to 3972 and encodes 1187 amino acids. Gene Ontology annotation, molecular function: guanyl-nucleotide exchange factor activity; protein binding. Lineage: Eukaryota; Metazoa; Arthropoda; Insecta; Hymenoptera; Vespidae. The transcript is spliced from 9 exons. The record is from RefSeq and is a predicted model, not a curated record. Gene Ontology annotation, cellular component: cytoplasm.